Messenger RNA from Synchiropus splendidus (mandarinfish), 1550 nucleotides. It is a transcript of the gene tbxta, whose product is annotated as T-box transcription factor Ta. Gene Ontology annotation, cellular component: nucleus. Gene Ontology annotation, biological process: positive regulation of DNA-templated transcription; cell fate specification; mesoderm formation. Gene Ontology annotation, molecular function: RNA polymerase II cis-regulatory region sequence-specific DNA binding; DNA-binding transcription factor activity, RNA polymerase II-specific. The coding region runs from base 135 to 1391 and encodes 418 amino acids. The record is from RefSeq and is a predicted model, not a curated record. The transcript is spliced from 8 exons. Lineage: Eukaryota; Metazoa; Chordata; Actinopteri; Syngnathiformes; Callionymidae.
GAGCUCGCAGGCCCCGCCUCAUGUCCCCAUGAGGUCUCUGGGGGCCCAUAAAUAUUGUGGCCUUGAAGCGCUGGAGACAGUACUCGUUCAGUUUCUCUGCUUGUCACCACCGACUCUCCACACCUCCAGACAAGAUGAGCGCCUCUAGUCCCGACCAGCGGUUGGACCACCUCUUGAGCGCCGUGGAGAGCGAGUUCCAGAAGGGGAGCGAAAAGGGCGACGCCUCGGAGCGGGACAUUAAACUGGGUCUGGAGGACGCGGACCUGUGGAACAAGUUCAAGGAGCUGACCAACGAGAUGAUCGUCACCAAGACCGGCAGGAGGAUGUUCCCGGUGUUGCGGGCCAAUGUGUGCGGACUGGACCCGAAUGCCAUGUACUCGGUGUUGCUGGACUUUGUGGCUGCUGACAACAACCGGUGGAAGUACGUGAACGGGGAGUGGGUGCCAGGGGGCAAACCAGAACCCCAGAACCCUAGCUGCGUCUACAUUCACCCGGACUCCCCCAACUUUGGGGCUCACUGGAUGAAGGCUCCGGUGUCGUUCAGCAAAGUCAAGCUUUCCAACAAACUCAACGGCGGUGGUCAGAUCAUGCUGAACUCUCUGCACAAAUACGAGCCGAGGAUUCACAUCGUGAAGGUCGGAGGGAUCCAGAAGAUGAUCAGCAGUCAGUCCUUCCCUGAGACACAGUUCAUUGCAGUCACUGCUUAUCAGAAUGAAGAGAUUACAGCACUAAAGAUUAAGCACAACCCCUUCGCCAAAGCUUUUCUGGAUGCCAAAGAAAGAAGUGACCACAAGGAUGUUGCUGAUCAUAGUUCAGACAGUCAACAGUCCAGCUACUCUCAGAUAGGUGGUUGGUUCCUGCCCAGCCAGAAUCCCAUUUGCCCCAGCAGCAGUCCACCUCAGUUCAGCGGAUCCGGAAGCGGUCACACGUCUGGCUCAUACUGCGAGCGCUACUCCAGCCUGAGGACACAUCGCAGUUCACCAUACCCCGGACACUACUCCCAUCGCACCCCGACCUCAAAUAACUACAUGGACAACAGCUCGGCGACACUGGCCACUCAUGACAGCUGGUCUGCUCUUCAGAUCCCAAACUCCAGUGGGAUGGGAACCCUGUCUCACACCACCAACUCCACGUCCAACACUAGCCAGUACCCCAGUCUUUGGUCAGUUGCCGGGACCACACUCACCCCAUCCGGUUCAGCUUCUGGUGGUUUGACGUCCCAAUUCCUGAGGGGCUCGUCAUACACAGGCCUGACCUCCUCACUGCCUGUCUCCUCUCCCUCCUCCAUCUAUGACCCAAGUCUGAGCGAGGUUGCUGUUGGUGACGUGCAGCUCGAAAGCUCAAUCGCCAGGCUGACUGCAUCCUGGGCUCCUGUGGCUCAGAGCUACUGAACUGCUGACAGAACUCUCCUGUUUGUUGUGAAUGGGCUAAGUGAUGGAAAUAUGUUUGUAUAUCUGUGUAUAGAGAAUGAAUUAAGGUCCAAUAUUUGAAAACAGGACUGGGAAAAACAGGUGCCUCCUAAAUGUGGGCAAAUUCUGCCCACACAUGUA